This is a messenger RNA of Lachancea meyersii CBS 8951, 1020 nucleotides long. NCBI's taxonomy places the organism in Eukaryota, Fungi, Ascomycota, Saccharomycetes, Saccharomycetales, Saccharomycetaceae. The record is from the annotation of a GenBank genome assembly.
AUGGACGACGCGAUCACGUUUAUCGAGACUCCAAACAGAUCAUUGGUCGCUGGUGGGAGCUUUCCGGAGUCCAAUGAGAACACAGUGGUGUCGUUGGCUCUGCCCUUGGUGGUGAGAUCGUCGGCGCCGUUGGUUCCGCCUCUGCACUUCGUAAACACAAUUCAGAGCGCAAGUGUACGUGGGAAUCAUAAAUUGGCGUUUUUGUUGUGGGUCCUCAACAGCAGCUCAGAAGAUCUGAGGUUGACCCUGGCAAUCGGAGAGUGUGCCGCGCCCUUCCAGCUUUUCAAGUCGUGUUUUGAAAGCCACCAAGCUCCCGACUACGAGACAUUUCUCCAGGUACGCGUUUGCUCAACACCAAAUGCUACCAAGACCACAAGACCAUACUACCAGGUCUCGGUUUUCCCUCAGAUCCUGCAGACCAUCAAAGUAGACCAGUUCAAAACGGAAUAUCUUUUGCGGCAGUACACGCAACAGUUUGUGCGAAUCUUGGACUCCUACAAGUUUCGCGAGCAUCCCAGCAGUGCAACCUAUCUUGGUGUCAACGUGUCCCGUCUGCUGCAAUGCUACGUCAACGAUACCAUAUACGACACUGUCUACAAAUGGAGGCAUUGGAACAAAAUUCUGGGCCACCAAGUGACCUUCGCGCCCUUUUCACAACUCGUCGCCAAGUUUUGGGACUCGUAUUUGGCGUUUCAAGUGGGUGGAUUGCUUUCUGACUUCACAGCCAAAUUUCGCCAUUUUGGCUGCGUCCAAGCUGACUCCAGCAUUAGAAAUUUAAGGUCUCAUUGCCCAGCUCGCCCAAAGGGUGCAACUCUCAAAUACGGAAUAUGGAUCGACAGUGUUCAAGGCGUGCUCGUUCUCAGCAACAUGGCUACUGCAGAGCUGAUGGAUCCGAUUCCGAGUCUAGUGUUGGACCUAACGGUUUCGGAUUGCGAGCGAAAUGUCAAGAAAUUAUUGCUAUUCCUCAAUUGUUGCUUGAUUGAAUGCGUUAGCCAAGAGUUGUCCAAAGCUGAAUGUUGA